Plasmodium falciparum 3D7 is the source of this 2196-nucleotide messenger RNA. It is a transcript of the gene ASP, whose product is annotated as CCP domain-containing protein. The record is from RefSeq and is a predicted model, not a curated record. NCBI's taxonomy places the organism in Eukaryota, Apicomplexa, Aconoidasida, Haemosporida, Plasmodiidae.
AUGAAAAUAAUAUAUCAUAUACUUAUAUUUUUACUUCAUUAUAAUAUUAUAAUAAAAGCAAAAGAAAACAAAAAUGACAAUUUCUUAAACGGUAUUUAUAAAUUACAAAAUAUAUGGAGAAAUACAACUCUGGGAGAAUUAGACCUAAAAAAGGCUAAUAUUGAAAAUGCAGAAGGAAUAAUAGAAAAGUUCAAUGACUCAAACAAAACCGAUUUUAAUCAACAUCCUCAUUUUAGAUCAAAGCUAUCAUUCUUAGAACAUAAAAAUCAUAAAGAUAUGGGAAUAGUAACAAAUCAUCAAAAUAAAGAUCACAAAAAAAAUGAAUAUACUUCUGAAGAAAUUAUUGAUAUGAAACCUCAAUUGGCUAGCCAAGAAAUGUGGAGAAAAGGAGAAAACUUUUACAUGCAUGGAGCUACAAAUACAAAUGAACAAAACGAUGAUGAAGAUUUGUUUGAAUCAUUUCAUAAAAAUCAUAAUAGCAAUAUAAAAAUUAAUAGUCCUUGUUUCGAUUUACAAGAUAAAGAAAUGUGUUCUAAUAAUAAAGAAUGUUUUUAUGAUGACGCAUAUAAAGCAUGUUUUCAAAAUUGUGCACUUGUGAAUGAAAAAAAAUGUUCCUUAUAUUCAGAAUGUAAACAUACCCCAAAUGGAUGUCAAAAUGAAGGUUACUUAAAUAUCCAAGUAUUUGGUUCAAACCUCGGGGGAGACGUACGAGCAUGUGAACUCUUUGAAAGUGAAGGGUCAUGCUAUCUUAUGGAAAAAUUAUUCAAAAAAUUAAGCGAAGAGAAAAAAGAAACAAGUUUCAAUUGUGUGUGGAUUUCUUACAAACAUGAGUUGAGAAGUUACGACGAUGAAAAUGAACCCAAAGAAAAUAAUGAUAACAUAGUAGCAUUGGAAAAUAAAAAUAAAUAUAUGUAUAUGAAUAAUGUAGAAAGUAUACAUAAUAAUCAUCAUUUAGAAAAUCCAUAUCAUGAAGAUAUAAAACAUAACAAACACAAAUCUUUUAAUUAUCAUGUUCUAAGCUCAUCUGUACCUAGACAAAUUGCAAAAAAUGAAAAGUUUUUGUCUUUAUUGCAACUAAAUUUGAAGGGAAAGAAAAAAGAAAAAAAUAAAAAAAAAAAAAAAGAUGAUGAAGAUGAUGAUGAUAUAGACGAAGAAGACGAUGAUUUAGAUAUCGAAGGAAAAAAUAACGAAUUUAAUGCUGAUGAAGAAGAAAAUAGUAAAGAUCUAAAAAAUAAUAAUAUAGAUGAUAAUGAAGAAGAUGGCACUACUGAUGAAGAUGAUCUUUUUAAUAAUAAAAAAAAAAAAAAAAAUAAUAAUAAUAAUAAUAGUAACAAUAAUAAUAAUAAGAAUAAGAAUAAACAAAAUACAAACAAAAAAAAUAAUAAAAUAAUAAAUGAAUUUGAUGAUGAUAUUGAUGAAGUUUCAGAAGAAAAUUUAUUAAAUGAUGAAGAAAAAAAACAAAAUAAAAUAAAAAAUAAGAAUAUAAAUGAAACUAAUAAUAUUUCUGAAAAUAAUGAAAUAGAAAUAUCAUCAAAAGAUUUAACAGAACAGUAUGAAGAUAAAUAUAACUAUGAUAAGAAAAAUAAUAUGGGCACAAAUAAUAAUUUUAAUAAUACCAAUACUUUUGCUAAUAAUAAAAAUAAUUUACAUAAUAAAUAUAUUAAUCAUGCUUCACAUACACAAAAUGAAAAAGAUAUAUUAAAACAUAAUUUCUAUGGAAAAGAUAAUAAUGGUACAUAUGAAAUAAUCAAAGUGGAAACACAUAUAUGCGCAAAUUUAAACGAAAAACCAAACCCAUCAACUUUAUUAGAAGGUGCUUUAAUAGCUGAAAAUGAAGCACAGUUACAAAAAAUUAAAAAAAAAUAUAAAGUAACUGACAAUGAAAUAUGUGUUAGACCUACAAAUUCUUCAUAUGUUUCCCUUAUCCCUGAUAAAAAAUAUUAUUUACUUGGUGAAAAAAUAGAAUUUAAAUGUCAAGAAGGGUAUAAAAUAAUAGGUACAACAAAUAUUGGUGUAUGUACAGGUAGAAAUAUAAUAUCACCAAAUAUAACGUGUGAAUCAUUAACAAAUUUUGAUGAUGUAGAAAAGGAUAAUAUACAAAAAAUGAAUAAUAUUAUCAACUCGGCAUCAAAAUAUACAUUCUAUAAUAUUAUUAUAAUAGUAUUUAUAAUUAUUAAUCUUUUUUUCUGCGCAUAA